AUGCGCAGCUCUUUGAGUCCUAGUGCAGAGAGUCAGGGAACAUUAUCUGGGGAUUUUCUUGCAAGCGUUGUGACAAACGAGGAGCGGGGACUUCCGGAGAUCAUCGAGACCCAGAAUGUGCCGAUCCUCUUAUAUGCAAAGCGGAGCGAGGUUGAGUCCGAGGCUAUCCAGCAACUAAUCGCGCUGGCAGAGUCACCCCUGCCAGUGGGAUAUGUUGCGGCCAUGCCAGACGUGCAUGUCGGCAAGGGAGUCACGAUCGGUACAGUAUUUGCAUCUGCCAACUAUGUUGCACCCAUGGCAGUGGGCGUCGACAUUGGCUGCGGGAUGUGUGCUGUCCCUUUUGACGGCAUAAACAAAGACAGCCUCUCGAAGAAACAGCUCAGAAAGAUGCAGGAGCUCAUCAAGGAGCGCGUUCCCACAGGCUUUGAUAUGCACAAGAUUCCAUUGCAUGGCGCGCAAGAAACGAUAGACGACAUCAGCAACAAGAGGGCGCCCUCCAAGUUUGUGGAGGAGAGCAUGUCAGCGCCCAAAGUCCUCAAGCAGCUGGGGACACUGGGGGGUGGCAACCACUUCUUGGAGGUUGUGUACGAUGAGACCGGUCGUGUGUGGAUCAUGCUGCAUUCUGGCAGCCGCAACAUCGGCAACAUCACAGCGACGCACUACGACAAGAUGGCCAAGGAGGGUCUGCAGCAGAGGGGCAUCACGACCCCCCACAACCUCAACUACCUGGAGAUAGACUCCGAGGAGGGCCAGCAGUACCUGCAGGACAUGCUGUGGUGCCAGGAAUAUGCGUGGCACAACCGCUCCUUCAUGCGUGAUCUCAUGAUCGAUAUUGUGGAGGACGUGACCAAGGGCAGCGUCUCCCUGGAUGAGAGCGUCAACAUCCACCACAACUUCUGCCAGUGCGAGCGCUGCAACUACACGGACCCCAGAAGUGGUGCGAAGAUCAGCGCGGAUCUGUAUAUCACUCGGAAGGGAGCGACCCCUGCAGCUCCGGGCCAGAUGGGCCUCAUUCCCGGCAGCAUGGGUACGGGGAGUUAUGUCACGAGGGGACGAGGGAACCCCCAGUCCUGGAGCUCCUGCUCCCACGGGGCCGGCCGCCGCAUGAGCCGCACCGCCGCCAAGAAAGUCAUUUCCCAGGCUGACUUCCAGAAGGCGAUGGAGGGCAUAGUGUGCGACACGAAUGUGAAAGUGAGGGACGAGGCGCCGCAGGCGUACAAGAAUCUGAAUGAGGUGAUGAAGAAUCAGUCAGACCUCGUGGAGGUCGUCACAAGGCUGCGCCCCUUGGUUAAUGUCAAGGGCUUCUAA
Messenger RNA from Coccomyxa subellipsoidea C-169, 1308 nucleotides. Its product is annotated as UPF0027-domain-containing protein. The transcript has 10 exons. Gene Ontology annotation, molecular function: RNA ligase activity; manganese ion binding; DNA ligase activity. Gene Ontology annotation, biological process: RNA processing; RNA repair; DNA repair. Bases 1 to 1308 code for a protein of 435 amino acids. NCBI's taxonomy places the organism in Eukaryota, Viridiplantae, Chlorophyta, Trebouxiophyceae, Coccomyxaceae. The record is from RefSeq and is a predicted model, not a curated record.